UGUCAAAAGUCGUUUUAGAACUGAAAAUUUCGACCGAUAGAAAUUGCAGUGUGAAAAAUGGACUCGCCGGACGGGUCACGUGUCCAAAUUCUGGCCAUGGUGGUGCGGGUCUGUGCGGUGACUGCGAUUACCUACUUCAGUGCCAAGUGGAUGCUCGGCGCCCUGGAUCCCAACAGUAAGAUGCGCAACAAGGCCAAGCAAGUGGCGGAGCAGCAGUUGCGUAAGCUGAACUCUUCUGUCAGAGAUACGGCCCUAAAGAUCCGAACCCGCGACUUCAACGAGCACGAGAUAGUGAUCGCCGCGAAUCUCGUAGCUCCCGAGGACAUUGAUGUCAGUUGGGCGGACAUAGCUGGCUUGGAUGGAGUUAUCCAGGAGUUGAGGGAGACGGUGGUGCUGCCAGUGCGCCACCGCGAUCUCUUUCGCCGAUCGCAGCUGUGGAGGGCUCCGAAAGGUGUCCUGUUGCAUGGUCCCCCUGGCUGUGGCAAAACAUUAAUUGCCAAGGCAAUUGCCAAGGAUGCAGGAAUGCGGUUCAUCAAUCUGGACGUGGCCGUGCUGACGGACAAGUGGUAUGGUGAAAGUCAGAAGCUGGCCACUGCUGUCUUCACGUUGGCCCAAAAAAUUCAGCCGUGCAUUAUAUUCAUUGACGAAAUCGAAUCCUUUUUGCGAGUGCGCGGCAGUGGAGAUCACGAAGCCACUGCCAUGAUGAAGACCCAGUUUAUGCUGCAGUGGGAUGGUCUCAUGAGCAACGCCGAUGUUUGUGUCCUCGUCCUGGGGGCCACCAAUCGGCCGCAGGACCUUGACAAGGCCAUCCUUCGGCGAAUGCCGGCACAAUUUCACAUCGGAGUGCCGCGUGACUACCAGCGAAAUUCGAUCCUCAACUUGAUCCUGAAAAGUGAGCAGCUACACUCCGCAGUCAACCUCCCCGAACUGGCUCGCUUGACUAAUGGAUUCUCGGGAUCCGAUUUGCGGGAAUUAUGUCGCCACGCCUCCAUGUACCGCAUGCGCCAGUUUAUGCGCGAAAAGCUAGACAUCGGUGAGGGAGCCAGAGAGGGUGAAUGGGGGUUAAGCUUGGAGAAGAAGGACCAGAGCCUUCCGGAAUGCGAACAACUGGAAAUACGCAUGGAGGACUUUCUAAAAUCCCUUACUGUCAUGAAAGUGUCCAAGUUUCAGGCGCACAGCCUUGUCGAAAAAGAUCUCGAUUUGGACUAGGGCCACCAAAAAAAUCGGGAAUAUAAGCUGAAAAAGGAUCUAUGAAAAAGUUUCUAAGUCCGACAAUAAAAGCUGCACAUGCUUUAAUUUUUAAAACCGUUUAGAGCAAAUUUGUAGUUUACGAUUGAAAAACGUUUCGUAAAAGAAAAAUUAAAAAUGUUUUCGAUAAGUAAAACAAUAAUUUAAUGAAAUGUGCGUUUUAAAAGCAGAUUAAAUAAAAUGUGCUUAAGACUUAGAAUUAUAUAUCUGCACUAUACUUUUGUCUGUCUGAUUCUGCAUAACGAAACCACCCACUGUAUAUCUUCUUAUGCCAUCCUAUCCAGCUUUUAACACCCCGCCCUGUCAGCCCAACCAAUAUUUUUCACAUUUCAUGGCAUGCAUGAGGAGUUUUUGCAUCUAUGAAGAGCAGCGAAAAAAAUCUGAAAAAAAAAGACUGGAACCAGAAGCGGCUGCGAAAGAACAGCAGCAGCACAGUGGCAACAAAAACUCAAAAUAACAACAGCUACGACAGCAACAACAAAAAAUCUUUUAUGUAAAAUUGAAUAUUCAUAAGUUGUUUCACAGAAGCGGCAGAAGCCUAACUACGAGCCUCAGUCUCCGCCUCGUUUGCUUCUGCUAUACCCUUGCCAAUUGUAUUUUUAUUUUCCUCAUGCAUCUGCUCUUUUCAGGAAGGAGAAGUUAAUUAAUAAAUACAGUGUGCAGUAAUGAA
Drosophila ficusphila is the source of this 1918-nucleotide messenger RNA. RefSeq names its product outer mitochondrial transmembrane helix translocase. The record is from RefSeq and is a predicted model, not a curated record. Bases 58 to 1209 code for a protein of 383 amino acids. The transcript has a single exon. Lineage: Eukaryota; Metazoa; Arthropoda; Insecta; Diptera; Drosophilidae. Gene Ontology annotation, molecular function: ATP binding; ATP hydrolysis activity. Gene Ontology annotation, cellular component: mitochondrial outer membrane.